AUGUCCGCCAAACCUUCCACUCAACCCACCUUGCCCGCCAGUCGGAAUCGCAACUCUCUCCUGUCCAAGUUUCGCUCUCCGCUCGGCCAACGAAAUCGAGGCAUUACCGACUUUUACAUCGAUCCGGAUGACCCAUGGCGCUCAUAUUUCCCCGGUGACGUUAUAAAAGGCACUGUCGUUGUGACCGUCGUGCGACCGGUUCGCAUCACACAUAUCGUCGUAUGCCUUCAUGGCUACGUCAAGGUGUUUAAGAAUGCGACUCCGGCAGGAGAAACAACGCCCGACUUGGGGUUCUUAGGACCUGGGAGGGGCCGACGUGGUGCAGAAUACCUGGGCAAUGGGUUAGCAACGUUGUUCGAGGACGAGGUUGUGCUUUGUGGCGAUGGACGUUUGAAAGAGGGCAUCUACAAGUUUCGAUUUGAGAUGGGGCUUCCUCCUUAUGCGCUUCCUAGCAGCAUCAAUUUCGAACGCGGGACCAUUGGCUACUCGCUUACCUCCACCCUCACUCGACCGACUACCAUGAACCCUACCCUCACCUGCCGCAGACGAGUCAAUAUUCUAGAAAACAUCGACAUAGCGCCAUUUCCUGCCCCCAGGGCGCGCAUUGUCACACUGGAGCCGAUCUCAAAGCGCUCGAAAUCGAAGGGAAAAGCCAAGUCAACAAGUUCCGAUGCAACUGCAGCACCCGACACAUCCUCGGUUGAUACUCCAAUAAGCGGCGCGGCACCUUCUGUAGAUACCAGACCACCGCUGAGCCCUUCUCCAAGCAACGUCAGCUCAUCCAGUCCGCCCAGCGAAAGCAGUCAAAGCUUUCGAAUCACUUGUGAUCCCAGUUCAUCCGCAAGCACGGGUGGUCAGAAUAGCGAAGGUGGCAGUGUGACCCCAUCUCUCUCAGAUAAAACCAUCACUGCAAAGGCUGAGCUUCUGCGCGCCGGCGUGCUCCCGGGUGAUACCUUACCCGUCACAGUCACAAUCAACCAUAAUAAGCAAGUGCGCAGUGCGCAUGGAAUCGUGAUCACUUUAUAUCGUCAAGGUCGCAUUGACCUUCAUCCCGCAAUUCCCAUUGGUACUACUGUGGCCGGGAAGAAACCGGUCUACGAAGACGUCUACCCUCGCUCACGGACUGGACUUGGGGGACUUACGCUGGGAACAAGUCGGACAACAAGCACUUUUCGCAAAGAUUUGUCACAGACAUUUGCCCCAUUGGUUGUUGAUCCCAACACCAUGACUGCCAUUGUAAAAACUUCAAUUCGGAUACCGGAAGAUACAUUCCCGACUAUCACGCGCGUGCCGGGAGCCAUGAUCAAUUUUCGGUAUUAUGUGGAAGUUGUAACCGACCUGCGAGGCAAAAUCACUUCACCAGAUCGCUUCAUCCCGCGUUUCAACAUGGUCUCCGGCGGUACCACUUUUUCGCCCAGCGGACAAGUUCUCAAUCCGGCCGAUUCAAGCGGCGUCACAGCCAACUGGGCCGGCAACAUAUUGGACACGGAUUCGAUCCGCCGUGAGAAGGGUGUGAUUUCAGUGGCAUUCGAAGUCGUCGUUGGGACGCGCGAUUCACAACGAAGAAAAACUUCAAAACGUACAUUGUCUACGGCUGGCCAAUCGACAACGUCGCAAACAGCGCCCCCCACGUCUACAAUGAUGAUUAAUCCAGUGGAUGGGGAGGAGUGGCCAGAGGCCAGUCCCAUGCACAACUAUCAUACUGAAAAUGGGACACAUGAAGAUUAUUUCCCCGAGCGGGCCGAUUGGGCAGAGUACCCGGAAGAGUAUCCUGAACGUUUCCAGCCAAUGGACCCCAUGAUUGCUCCUCCCGAAGUCGAGGAGGAACCCGUUGACGAGAAAACACGGGUACGACGCCACGAAGAGGCUCUCUUACCUAGCCAGCCACCGGAGGAAGAUGAGGCAGGACCAUCAACUGCAUUCAGGGACGUUCCGACAGCGCCGGUCCUGCCGGAUGAUCAUCAUCUCCAAGAUUAUCAGCAUGUGCCUUCGACAGAACCAAACGGCAGGCCGCAUGCAGUCCGCUCUGCAGAGUCCCUGCAGACUGUCGUUGUAAAUGGCUCCGCCGGGCCAAGUGAACCACGUGUCUCAGUCGACGAUAAACAAGAGCUCGAGCGUCAGCGACUUGAGGCGCAGGCAAGCGGACCCCAAGAUGAGCAUCAGGAACCGGAGUCCAGUGUUGGGCCCAGUGCGCCCGUCUUCGAUGAGGACGACCAGUUAGUCGGUGGGACGGCGCAUGCUGACGAGUCGUUGCCUCGGUAUCAGCGAUGA
This is a messenger RNA of Penicillium bovifimosum, 2271 nucleotides long. RefSeq names its product pH response protein PalF (gene rim8). The transcript is spliced from 2 exons. Gene Ontology annotation, biological process: ubiquitin-dependent endocytosis. Bases 1 to 2271 code for a protein of 756 amino acids. Gene Ontology annotation, molecular function: protein-macromolecule adaptor activity; ubiquitin protein ligase binding. The record is from RefSeq and is a predicted model, not a curated record. NCBI's taxonomy places the organism in Eukaryota, Fungi, Ascomycota, Eurotiomycetes, Eurotiales, Aspergillaceae. Gene Ontology annotation, cellular component: cytoplasm; cytosol; plasma membrane.